Molecule: messenger RNA, 1178 nt
Organism: Amborella trichopoda
Lineage: Eukaryota; Viridiplantae; Streptophyta; Magnoliopsida; Amborellales; Amborellaceae
Product: transcription factor MYB20
Source: RefSeq, a predicted model, not a curated record
CCUUACCUCUACACCUACGGAUGCGUCCGUAUGCAAACUGCAUCCCAAAAAACACAACUCAAAAAUUGCCUUUUGCUUAACAACUGGAAGAAUCUUGGUUUGAAAUAUAAGCCUCCAUACCGCUACUUCCAGACAACUCUCUCUCUCUCUAGAGGCCUCACCAUCCCUCUCUCUCUCUCUCUAUACUUCAAAUAGAGGCCUCAGCAUCUCUCUCUCUCUCUCUACAAAAAGUGAAGAAGGUGGUGGGGCAAUGGGGAGGCAACCCUGCUGUGACAAAGUAGGAUUGAAGAGGGGGCCAUGGAAUGCAGAGGAAGACAAGAAGCUCAUGAACUUCAUCCUUAACAAUGGCCAAAACUGCUGGAGACUCGUUCCCAAGCUAGCCGGACUACUAAGAUGUGGAAAGAGUUGCAGGCUGAGAUGGACCAACUAUCUACGCCCUGACCUAAAGAGAGGCGCGCUCUCCGAAUUCGAAGAGAACAAAAUCAUCGAACUCCACUCACGGCUCGGAAACAGGUGGUCGAGGAUCGCUUCGCAAUUACCAGGAAGAACCGAUAAUGAGAUAAAGAACCAUUGGAACACAAGAAUAAAGAAGAAAUUAAAGCUCCUCGGAUUAGACCCUGAUACCCAUAAACCCAAUGAGACUGGUUGUACGAAAAUCGAAGAAGAAACACAUAAAGAGGAGGAGAAAAUUCAAUCCAAGAGUGAAGCUUCUCUGUCUAAAGUUGAUGAUACAGCGAGCUUUUCGCCAAGCUAUGGAGGUUUAUGGGAAAGCUGGGGAGUUGAAGAAUUAAUGGACCCUGUUUUGAUAGAACCAGAGGGUUUGGUGGUGAACCAGGAAGAAAGCCAUGGCCAAAGCUUAGAGCAAGGUUCUAGUGCUUCUAAUAGUUGCAUAAGUUCAGCUACAUUGGAGGAAGAUAUGAAGCGUUUUUGGGGUGAGGAAUGCUUUUUAGGAGAGAGAAUGGGAUCCUUCUAUGAGUUUGAAGAACAGCAACAUUGUCUUGAUAGAUUUUUCUUCUCCUAACUCUCCCUCUCUCUCUCUCUAAAACUAUUUUUCAGAGUGUUAAAAGUAAAUUAACCUCAAAACUAUGAGUGAACAUCUUUGCUCAGACAAAUUGUGUUCUAUAUUGUAUUCUUUUUCUUUUCUUUUUUUCAAUUAAUUCUUAUUUGGUUAGUACGUA